AAAGACCCCCCCCCCCCUCCUCUAAUCCACUCCUUACGCAAAUUAACCUUUAUACGUUAUGUGACUGCUUGGAAAGAGGUUGGACAUCAGAAACCUUAGAGGGGAAACAGAAGCAGACUGUUGUGGAUAUCAUCGACCACCAUGGCUUCCACACCCUCCACCUCAGCCUUAUCUGCUGUUCUCCGGUGUCGCGGAAAUAUCUGGACCAGGAAUCCGCCGACCAAGCGGCCUGCCACCUCUGCGUACAGCCUCGGCCUGGCCGGCGGCUCGCCAGCUGAGCGCGCCCGGUCAAACCAGGCGACAGCGUGGGAGGCUUUCCUGCAAGGAGACCGUGUUCUGGUGGGAAGAAGACUGACUGUGACGUAUAAGUCGCCACCCCGGGUGAAGGACAAAGAUUGCAGGGAAAUUAAUAAAUUAUGUCACCCAAAACUUUCGCAAUCCGCACGGGACGCGCGCUCAGCUGUGCCCAGUGUCCAAAACGCGCUGGUGCGUCAGCUGGCACGUAGACUCACAUCUAACCUGCCCGGAAGAGACAAAUGCUCUCAAAUCAUUCAAAAGAUUAAAUACAAAACAUAUGCUACACACAUCUGUCAAAUAAUAUGUGUUCAGGAGACCAGUGAUUUCCCAGCUGGCGUUUUGAAAGUGUCCAUUAUGUCUCCAUGUUUGGUGGGAAAUGAAGGACAAAUCCCGUCUUUCGUGAUAACUGGCUGGUCAACACUGAAGAGCACCUGUUUGUCUUUGACAGCUCUGGUUUCAGAGUUUAUGUUGUUGAAGCUGGCGGUGUUGUGGAUAUCCAGCAGCAGCCCUGAUGAUACACAGCAAAACAUCAGAAAUAAUACCCUGCAGGCAAAUGGACACAUCCACAGCCCCACUGACCUCAUUUCCUCCAAGGAGAACUCUGGACAAAUGAUCCCAGAGGACAGACCUGACUGAGAGUCCAAGGCCUCGGCACCAAAAAUACACACUGUGAUCUAACCUUAUUUAUUGACUUUACUUUGCUUUCACAAUACACAAAGCACAUUUGGACUUCAACCCAGUCAUAAAAGCUGUUUUUAGAGAAUUUGUUUUGCUCUGAGGAAAAGUAAGCCAUACUGAAAGAAGUACAGGGGAAACAUGAAACGCUGUUCUAGUACCUAUGCCGCCUGGUGGAUAUCUAAAAUAAUGGCAGUGCAUUUUAUUUUCAAUAUUACCCUGUAUGUUUUGUACAAAAGCUUAUUUUGCAAAUCAUCUCACCAAAUGGAAAUAUUCAAGUCUGAGAAAAAAACUAUAAAUGUGGAAUACUUAUUCCUUCCACUUGUGUUUUUAAGAUGUUUGAUUGUUUUUUUUUCAAUGUGCAAUAUUUUGGACUAAAAAUAUAAGCGCCAGUGUUAAGCCACUUGCAUAAUGCACUUUCCACCUUUUUUUUAAGGAUGAGCUGUACAAAGUCAUGAUGGAAGAAUGAAUUUAGAUCCUUUACUUUAGUAAGAAGUAGCAUAACAGCAAUGUAAAAGUACUCUGCCCUGCGUUAAAAAUCUUCACAAGUGAAAGCACUGAAGUAUUAUCAGCAAAAUGAACUGAAAGGAUCACAAGUAAAAGUACUCACUGUGCAGCAGAAUGAUGUCUGUCAGUGUUACAUUAUGAUAUAUGUAAUAUUAGCAGUGGUGGAAAGCAACUAAGUACAUUUAAUUAACUUUU
Molecule: messenger RNA, 1674 nt
Organism: Epinephelus moara (kelp grouper)
Lineage: Eukaryota; Metazoa; Chordata; Actinopteri; Perciformes; Serranidae
Exons: 2
Coding region: 142-933 (263 amino acids)
Source: RefSeq, a predicted model, not a curated record